CCGCCGUCGAUCUUCGUCCGAGUCGAAACAAAUCGCUGUGUCUCGCUGCCUGCGGGCGUCAUGGCAGCGGGCCAGGAUCCGCUGCCAAUGCUGCUUGGGCAAAAGGGCAAAGCUGUUGGUCCUCUUGGUGACAAGCUGUCAGACGAGUCUUUCUUGAACCAGAUGCGUUUGUUCUAUGCCUGUGCUGCUGGUGAUCCUGUGAACGCCAAGAGUCUUUUGGAGACCACGGAUGUCAACUUUCGAGAUCACUAUGGCCGAACGGCCUUGCACAGUGCCUGCGGCUGCACCAGCGCGGGGGCCAAGGAAACGGUUAAGCUGCUGUUGAAGAAGAAGGCGGAUGUGAAUGCCGUGGACUCGAGCGGCAUGUCAGCUAUCGACAUUGCCGUCAAGGUGAAGAACGGCUCCAUCCGAAGGAUCUUGGAGGAGAGGGGUGCCGAGCUUGAAGCCAUGCUGGAAAGGCAAGGCCGAGAGAGUGCUUGGCUACUGGCUGCCUCAGAGCUGACGUUGCGGAAAGAACUGGCCAACACCUUGAAGAGUGUGGUGCAUUUGGCGGACUGGCACGGUACCAGCGUGGUGGUGAAAUCGGUGAAGAUGGGGCACAGGAAUAGGUUGACGCACAUGACUAAAUCAGCCAGCUUCUGCGACGAUGACUCUGGGCCAGAACAAGAGGAGAUCUCGGAUGAAGAGGGGGAGAAUCUCCGACGAGCUGUGGAGGAGGAGCUUCUUCAUGAAAUUGAACUGGUCGCUUCCUUUCGACAUCCUGACUUGGUCCUGUUCCUGGGUGCUUGCUUAGAUCCAGGUGCUCCGGUGAUGUUUGUGACCGAGUACAUGCCUCGAGGGGAUGUGGAGAAGCACAUGUCUCAGCAACGCGAAGUCAAGCAGGUGGCUUGGUACACUCCGCCGCUGUCCCGCAUGAUCAGCUGGUGUUGCGCCGUGGCACGCGCCCUGGCGUUCCUUCACAAGUUCCCAGUACUGCAUCGCGACUUGAAGCCCAUGAACCUCCUUUUGACAGAGAAAUUGGACGUCAAGGUUUCCGACUUCGGCACUGGCCGACUCAUCGAAAAGGUGGAUGGCAACAAGACACUUGAUGUCACCAACGCUUUAACCAUGGGAACGGUUGGGACCUUCACUUACACUGCGCCGGAAAUGAUGCGAUCCUCUGACUACGACGAAAAGGUGGAUAUUUAUGCCUUCGCGCUGAUCAUGUACUAUUUGAGUUCGGGUCGCCCACCCUUCAUGCACCUCCAUCCGCAGGACCUCAUUGAGAAGUAUGCAGCAGGGGAGCAACCCAGACCCAACGUUGGGGACUGUCAUCGUGUGAUGCGAGGCCUGGUGGAACGCUGCUGGGCUGUGGACCCCAAAGAACGUCCAUCCGCGGUGGAGAUUUUGAAGGCUUUGCAUGAGAUUGACGACAGAGGUCAUUGUGAUGCUUGUUCCACCAUGUGAGCCGCUUUUGUUUGCAGCGAAACUCGCAGCACGAAUUCCAAGUAUUGGGGGCCUGGAGGGUUCUCCAUUUCAGGGGCCCCAAGAUGUCUUUUGGG
Messenger RNA from Cladocopium goreaui, 1541 nucleotides. Lineage: Eukaryota; Dinophyceae; Suessiales; Symbiodiniaceae. The record is from the annotation of a GenBank genome assembly.